AUGAUACCUCAGUGCUUGAUUGCUAUGCCGCGGGUCUCGCCAGCCGCUCAGCGAGUCCUGUCAGAAGCCGGUUCUGAUAUCAAAAAGGGACUCGUGUCGUUGAUGAUACCAGCUGCAUUGCUAUACCUGGCACUCUACGCGUUGGUAAAGAAGAAGAUGGGCGUAUUUGUGAUGCUGGACUGGAUGGCCAUCUGUGCAUUCGCUGCCAAUGGAACUUUGGUUGUGUUGGAAUGCUCCGUUGCUCGAAGCUUGCAACUAUUCGCAGUUGCAAUUGGCACCAUGAAGGCAUUGGACUUCUAUGCUCGGAGGAAAUCCCCUCCUAAAUAUACAGAUCCGAAUCCACCAUCAGACAGCAUCAUUGCCUUGCUUCUCUUCACAGAACUGAGAUAUGAAUCAUUUACACCCAACUAUCUCGGUACUGCCCCUGCUCCAGCUCAGCUCGAAGCAGACACUACGGCAGAGUACGUCUACUACCACAAACGAGACACGAAGGGCGGCAAACAAGUCUUCACUACAGUUGGCAAGAGAGUAGCCUCGCAGCAGACCCCGAAACGCAGGACUCCUCAUAGAUUCUCCGAGGCAUUCGAUCUAGUAUUACACGCAGCUUUCUUCCUAACUACCCAGCUUGUCUUUCCGCUGUCCAAUCCGACUGUCCAAGCCGUGCAGAUUCUACUUUCCAUCUACGUCAUCUGGGAAUCACUACAGCUUCUUCUCCGCUACAAGACUAGUCCUCCCCUCUUUGGGCCGCUAUAUACCGCUUCAUCACUCGCUUCCUUCUGGAGUGAAACAUGGCACACUGCUUUUGCUAGUCCUUGUCGGUCCCUCGCUUACGAUCCUCUACGAAGACAUUUGCCUGCCAAAUACGGUGUUCCUGAAUCCUUUGCAAAGGGGAUUGGAAUUAUUGCUUCCUUCUCGUUAAUGGGGCUGUUCCAUGCAUACAGCCUUGCUCCUGUUCUGCCCUUGGAUGGUAUCUUGCGUAUCAUUGCUUUCUUCCUGUUGAAUGGGAUUGGAACCGUUAUUGAGACGGCGAUAUGGGGGAGAAAUUCGCAUUGGGGGAAAGCGCUUUUAGCUUGGAUUUUUGAGAUACUCGUUGCCAGUUGGACGGUAGAGGGUCUUUCUCUUCCAAAGGGGCUGCAAAACGUCUCCUGGGAUAGCAUCUGUAACGUUGGCGGAGUGAAGAGAGGUUGA
Molecule: messenger RNA, 1188 nt
Organism: Nannizzia gypsea CBS 118893
Lineage: Eukaryota; Fungi; Ascomycota; Eurotiomycetes; Onygenales; Arthrodermataceae
Exons: 2
Coding region: 1-1188 (395 amino acids)
Biological process (GO): lipid metabolic process
Source: RefSeq, a predicted model, not a curated record